Messenger RNA from Gossypium raimondii (Peruvian cotton), 2372 nucleotides. Its product is annotated as U-box domain-containing protein 34. The coding region runs from base 171 to 2159 and encodes 662 amino acids. NCBI's taxonomy places the organism in Eukaryota, Viridiplantae, Streptophyta, Magnoliopsida, Malvales, Malvaceae. The record is from RefSeq and is a predicted model, not a curated record. Gene Ontology annotation, molecular function: ATP binding; protein kinase activity. Gene Ontology annotation, biological process: protein phosphorylation. The transcript has 9 exons.
GAGGAGCAGGGAAUGGAUUGGUUGCUGUGGCCAUUGAUAAGGACAAAGGCAGCCAAAAUGCUCUUAGAUGGGCUGUGGAACACCUUCUUUCCAGAGGCCAAGCUGUUGUUCUUAUUCAUGUUACUAAACCAACAUAUGAAACAAGCUCACUUGCUCCAACUAAAUAUACGAUGGAUAGGCAAACCAAGGAAUUGUUCCUGAGUUUCCAUUGCUUUUGUACUCGAAAGGAUAUACAGUGCCUUGAUAUCAUACUUGAAGAUACAGAUGUUGUAAAAGCAUUGACAGAAUAUGUAUCCCAUGCUGCUAUCGAGAAAUUAGUUCUUGGUGCCGCUUCUAGAAGUGGAUUUAUGAGGAAAUUCAGAGCCGAUAUUCCCAGCUGUGUAACCAAAGCCGCACCCGAUUUCUGCACUGUCUAUACAAUAUCCAAAGGGAAGGUCUCAUCAUUACGAAACGCCUCUCGAUCAGCUCCAUUUUCUUCUCCACUUAUUGAUCAAAUCAGGAAACUAAAUAAUAAUUUUUCUGAUCCUAACCUAAUUAAUGCUGCUGUAAAAGCAGGUUGGUCACCACCGUUGCCAGGUACAACAAGGCCGAGCUUGUUGAAAGCCUUUGCUGAUUAUCCGGAAUCGGAUACCGAUAUCUCCUUCGUUAGCUCCGAUAGACCCAGCACCGAUCGGAACUCUUCCUUGCUGUUCGAUUCCUUCAUCGAUUCCACCAAAAAUUCACGCUUGUCAACCAGUACAGAUUAUAGCAUGGGAUCGUUGCGUUCAGGAGCCAGGUGGUCCGAAAGUAAUAUACCUCCACAAAAUUUCUCCUCUGUGUCAUUUGAAAGUGGAAGAUCAUCUUGUUCAUCUCAGAAUCUGGAUGAAGUUGAAGCUGAAAUGAGGAGAUUGAGACAAGAACUGAAGCAAACAAUGGAUUUAUACAGUACUGCUUGUAGAGAAGCCUUGACAGCAAAACAACAGGCAAUGGAGCUGCACAAAUACAAGAACGAAGAAGAACAAAGAUUGGUAGAGGCAAGACAAGCUGAGGAAGCAGCAAUGUCAGCUGUAGAAGCAGAGAGAGCAAAGUGUAAGGCCUCUAUUGAAGCAGUUGAAGCAGCACAGAAAUAUGUUGAAACCCGAAAAUCAUCCACUUUAGAUGGUGAAACUCUAAGAGAAACAAUGGAAAUGAAGAAAAUGUUUGAAGCUUUAUCCGAUGGUAAAAUCCAAUACCGGAAAUAUACGAUUGAGGAAAUCGAGGAAGCUACCGACAACUUUUCUCCAUCUCGGAAGAUCGGAGAAGGAGGUUACGGGCCUGUUUAUAAGUGUUACCUUGAUCAUACACCGGUUGCGGUCAAGGUUUUACGUCCAGAUGCUGCUCAAGGGAGGUUACAAUUUAUGCAAGAGAUCGAAGUAUUGAGCUGCAUUCGCCAUCCGAACAUGGUGCUUCUUCUCGGUGCCUGUCCCGAGUUUGGCAUUUUAGUCUAUGAAUACAUGAGCAAUGGAAGCUUAGAUGAUUGCCUAUUUCGUAAAGGGAAAAUGCCGGCAUUGUCUUGGCCAAUUCGAUUCCGAAUAGCUGCAGAUAUUGCCAUAGGCCUGCUUUUUCUCCAUCAGACAAAGCCCGAGCCCAUCGUGCAUCGCGACCUCAAGCCUGCCAACAUCUUGCUAGAUCAUAACUUCGUUAGCAAAAUCGGUGAUGUCGGGUUAGCUAGACUAGUCCCUGCUGUUGCUGAGAACGUGACACAAGUACGCGUAACUUCGGCAGCUGGUACAUUUUGCUAUAUCGAUCCGGAAUAUCAACAAACAGGAGUGCUGGGUGUGAAAUCGGACAUAUAUUCACUAGGAAUCUUGCUACUUCAACUUAUAACUGCGAAGCAACCGAUGGGACUGGCGCAUUACGUGGAGCAAGCGAUAGAGCAAGGAACACUUUUUACGGAGAUGUUGGACCCUGCGGUGCCGGAUUGGCCAGCCGAAGAAACAAUGGAACUAGCAAAGCUGGCACUUAGGUGUGCUGAACUUAGGCGUAAAGACAGACCAGAUCUUAGCAAAGAAAUUUUACCAUUGCUUGCUAAACUCAGAGAUAUGGCUGAUGAGAAAAUGGCUAAUUUGCUCUUUGCUGGUAGUCCUGGAGCUUCUCCUAAAUAUAGCCAACAUUCUAUUUCACAGAGUGAAACGGACUGACAAUGGCGGUUUAGGAUUGAAUUUCAGACACGAAAAAUGACUAGCUGAAGGGGAUAUGUUCCAUGUUGUUGGGUUCCUUUUUUAGUCAUCCAACUAAUUUUCUGCCUAGGGUUUUUUUUCUUGGGAAAUUUGCAUAUUAAAAAUGUAAUUUAACUGCAUUUUUUUGGAUUUGUUAUUUGUUUUUUAUUUCUCUUUAAAUAAAAAUAUUAUUUG